GCUCCUGAUGGCGGCAGCAGCGUUAGUGACGCAGUGUCCGCGUGCUCCACCCAACUGCCAGAGCUGAGCACAAAACAACUCCGCGAGCGCUGCGCGAGUCAUGGCGGCAAAGAGGAUCUCCUGAAGAACAAACUCUGCGCAAACUCUCGCCAAAAGCGUGUAACAAGCCACCGACGACCGUCUGGAUCUCAUACAAACAACAAAAAGUCCGCCUGACGAAGGAAUUAUGGUCACCAAGUGUCGACUUUAAAGCUAGCAGAGCGCAGCUAGCUCAAGAGUUUGGCGAACAGUGUGAAUAGAGUGUAAAUAUAGUAAUACAUGUAAUUUAAUACAAAGUAGUGUGAGAAAAAUAACUCUUUAAGUGUCUCUCCGAGAGUUUAUUCGCUGUGUAGUGUGUCUGUGGACGGGUGGAGAUGGCUCAGUCGCCGGUAGCUGUUCAAGUUCCUGGAAUGCAGAACAGCCGAACAGACCCUGAGGAGUUGUUCACUAAACUAGAGCGUAUCGGGAAGGGCUCGUUCGGUGAGGUGUUCAAAGGCAUCGACCGCCGCACUCAGAACGUAGUGGCCAUCAAGACCAUCGAUCUUGAGGAGGCAGAAGAUGAAAUCGAAGACAUCCAACAGGAGAUCACUGUACUCAGCCAGUGUGAUAGUCCUCAUGUCACCAAAUACUAUGGCUCUUACUUAAAGGGUAGUAAACUAUGGAUCAUAAUGGAAUAUCUGGGAGGAGGUUCGGCUCUGGACCUGGUAAGUGCGUUGACUUUAUCUGCGAGUGAUCAUGAGCUCUACACCCUCAAGCUGUUUUGUGUGUGUGUGUGUGUGUGUGUGUGUGUGUGUGUGUCUGCCAACGUGUUGUUGUCUGAGUCUGGUGAGGUGAAGCUGGCAGACUUCGGUGUGGCGGGACAGCUGACAGACACGCAGAUCAAAAGAGAGACGUUUGUAGGUACACCGUUCUGGAUGGCUCCGGAGGUCAUCCAGCAGUCUGCCUAUGACUCGAAGGCUGAUAUUUGGUCUCUUGGGAUCACUGCCAUUGAGCUGGCCAAGGGCGAGCCCCCGAACUCAGACAUGCACCCCAUGAGAGUGCUCUUCCACAUCCCCAAGAACACACCACCCACCCUCAACGGAGACUUCUCCAAGACUUUCAGAGAGUUUGUGGACUCCUGUCUCAACAAAGACCCUACAUUUAGGCCAACAGCAAAGGAACUCCUGAAGCACAAAUUCAUCGUUAAAUAUGCCAAGAAGACAUCCUACCUCUCCGAGCUCAUUGACCGGCUGAAGCGCUGGAAAGCCGAGGGUCACAGCGACGGAGAAUCGAGUUCUGACUCCGACUCAGAGCCCAGCAGCAAGGACAGCGACUCGUCUCCUGAGUGGUCCUUCACCACCGUCCGGAAGAAGAAGCCGGAAAAGAAGCAGCCCAAUGGAAUGGACGAAGAACUGCAGAAGAAGUCAGGCAGUUUAACCACCGUCAUGGCUCCUGUUUUUUCAGAGCUAAAAUCGCAGCACAGUGACGAUGACACGACGAGAGUUCUGGAGCAGCUGGAGAAGAGCCUGCAUGUGGCUGAAGACAUCUGUCCGGGUGUCACAGACCGGAUGAUCAGCCACAUCCUGGAGAGGGUGCAGAGGUUCUCUAUGAGUUAGUGCUGCAGUGAGAAACGCCACCCUUCUGCUGUCAGCCCUGAUGACUGCACCUUAACACACUCACACAUGUACAGAGACAGGAGGGACGCGGGGUCACACACACACUAUCUUAUCAUAACCAAAAGGAAUUCUUCUUUUUUUUUUGUCCCAAA
Molecule: messenger RNA, 1786 nt
Organism: Sinocyclocheilus anshuiensis
Lineage: Eukaryota; Metazoa; Chordata; Actinopteri; Cypriniformes; Cyprinidae
Product: serine/threonine-protein kinase 26-like
Exons: 10
Coding region: 414-1634 (406 amino acids)
Biological process (GO): negative regulation of cell migration; protein phosphorylation
Cellular component (GO): Golgi apparatus; cytoplasm
Molecular function (GO): ATP binding; protein serine/threonine kinase activity
Source: RefSeq, a predicted model, not a curated record